Molecule: messenger RNA, 4981 nt
Organism: Leucoraja erinaceus (little skate)
Lineage: Eukaryota; Metazoa; Chordata; Chondrichthyes; Rajiformes; Rajidae
Gene: sms
Product: spermine synthase
Exons: 11
Coding region: 111-1199 (362 amino acids)
Biological process (GO): spermine biosynthetic process
Molecular function (GO): spermine synthase activity
Source: RefSeq, a predicted model, not a curated record
GGCGGCUCUCUGAACCCCGGCUCCGCCCCGCAUCCUCCUCCCUCCCGCGCGCGUGCGCCCGUGGUGACGGUGCGCGCUCGGCUUGUUCGGCAUGGCCAGGAGCUGCAGCCAUGGCAGUGCAGCACCACAUCCUCGAUUUCUGCCUGUCGGCGCCAGCUGAUGGCAGAACUGUUAUUGAAGCAUUGGAACCAAUUUUUCAGGAACAACGAAUGACCAAGACAAUUCACAAUUUAGGCGAAAAUGGUUUCUUGGUAACGUAUAUUUCAGAGUCUGGCAGCUUUGCCACCCUGAGAAUGUACACGGAUAAGCUUCUGACAUUUGACAUCCACAGCUAUGAAUUGGAUAACAAAGGACGAGCAACAAUUGAAACUCUCUGUGACAAACUAGAACAGAAACUGAAAGAUCUCUUGCAGGGGAAUAUUAACAGACUAAAAAGAUUGCCUGCAAUCAUAAGAGGUGGGACCAUUGAUAGAUAUUGGCCUACUGCAGAUGGUCGAUUGGUUGAAUAUGAUAUUGAUGAUGUUGUUUAUGAUGAAGAUUCCGCAUAUCAGAACAUCAAGAUUCUUCAUUCAAAACAGUUUGGAAAUAUUCUUAUCCUCAAUGGUGACAUCAAUCUAGGAGAAAGUGACCUCCCAUAUACACAGGCUAUAAUGGGCAGUGGAAGCGAGGACUACACAGGAAAAGAGAUUCUUAUCCUGGGAGGAGGCGAUGGUGGAAUCCUAUGUGAGCUUGUUAAGUUAAAACCAAAGAUGGUCACCAUGGUGGAAAUUGACCAAAUGGUGAUCAAUGCAUGUUGCAAACACAUGCGCAAAACCUGUGGAGAUGUUCUGGACAAUCUGAAAGGAGACUGCUAUCAGGUUUUAGUGGAAGAUUGUGUUCCAGUACUGAAGACAUAUGCUGCAGAAGGCAGGGUAUUUGAUUAUGUUAUUAAUGACCUGACAGCUGUUCCGAUCUCCACAUCUCCAGAAGAAGAAUCAACAUGGGAUUUUUUGCGACUUAUUCUUGAUCUUGCGGUGAAGGUUUUGAAACCCACUGGAAAGUAUUUCACACAGGGUAAUUGUGCAAACUUAACUGAAGCACUCACGAUGUAUGAGAAGCAGCUGAACAAGCUCUAUUGUCCUGUGGAAUAUUCAAAGAAUGUUGUUUGUGUUCCCUCGUAUGCAGAAUUAUGGGUGUUCUACACAGUAUGGAAAAAGUAAAACCUGUCUUUUCAAAACAAAAGUUGAGUUGUAAUUUUAUGAAAAUAAAUAAAGUUCUUAAUCAUAAGGAUGCCGGGGUGAAGUGCUGCAUGAUGCUUUUUAGCUUGCACCCUGGUUCAUAUUCUUUCUAAAACAAAAAAUGCUCUGUACUUAAAGUCAAAAGUGCUGGCCCAAGGGGUCUUGCAUUGUGCUGUGAUGCACAACUCUUUUCAUGAAAUGGCAACUUCUAUAUUUUGCUGCAUUUUGUUUUAUUAUUUCUGGUCAAUUAUAUUUUAAAUGGAAGUGAAAGGAAAAAGUCUUGACUCCACUGGUCUAAUGCGUAUUGCUGUAAAUGUGAACCUAGUUCUCCUGUGUGAAUGGCAAAUUCACAAUUUGUUUAGUGAUAUUUUGUUCAUCUAAGUGUUUGUCUUUGUUUGGAUUUCAACUUUCAAACUGCUACGUACACAUGUCAACCAUAAAACCUUUGGAAAUUAUUUUUUUAUUUAUUUGCUGUUUUUCUCAGAAUCAACACAAAUAAAAAGAUGUGUUGCUAUUUUAGCAAACUUACUACUGUUGCCUCUUGAAAGGGCGAAUGGCAGGAGAAAGAAGCGUAGAUUGCUUCAUGCAUGGAAAAUGGGAAUCAGUUGUUCAAACCUCUUUCUCUGUCAUUGUAUGAAUGUUUGUCCAGGCAUGUUGCUAAUAUUAGAGUGAUAUGUUUAUUGUUUCAUUAAUCACAGCAGAAUAGUUUUUCUUUCUGGUUGAGUGAAAAUGUUUUCACUUAUCAGCACUGAGAACCAAGCGGUUUCUGUCAUUAUUUAUUUUGGUUACGAUAUGAAUGAGCGAUAGGUUACAAAGACAUAUUUUAAUCAUAAAUUUAGGUUAAAGCAAAAAGUACCAUUGGUGCAUGGGAAUAAUAACUCUUGGUAAUGGGCCCAAGUCCCAAGAGAAAAAUAAGAACAAGGCUUUGAUACUUUAACCUGAAUAUGGAAAACCCUGCAGAUUACUCAUUCCCCGUUUUUGGUAAUAUGGUUUCAUUAUUUGCCAGCAGUCAUUCAUGGUCAUCACAUAUAUCAGGGUGAACAGACAUAAUUAACAUUGUUGCUCCACUCAUGGUACAGAGCAUUAAUUGCAGCAAGUACAGUGCCCUCCAUAAUGGUUGGGUCAAAGACCCAUCAUUUAUUUAUUUGCUUCUGUACUCCACAAUUUGAGAUUUGUAAUAGGAAAAAAAAUCACAUGUGGUUAAAGUGCACAUUGUCAGAUUAUAAUAACCAUAUAACAAUUACAGCACGGAAACAGGCCAUCUCGACCCUUCUAGUCCAUGCCGAACACAUAAUCCUUGAACUUGACCUUGACCUUGAAUAAUCAAGGUCGUUUUUAUAUAUUUUGGUUUCACCAUGUAGAAAUUACAGCAGUGUUUAUACAUAGUCCUCUCACUUCAGGGCACCAUAAUGUCUGGGACACAGCAAUGUCAUGUAAAUGAAAGUUGUCAUGUUUAGUAUUUUGUUGUAUAUCCUUUGCAUGCAAUGACUGCUUGAAGUCUGUGAUUCAUGGACAUCCAACAGUUGCUGGGUGUCUUCUCUGGUGAUGCUCUGCCAGGCCUGUAUUGCAGCCAUCUUUAGCUUAUACUUGUUUUGAGGGCUAAUCCCCUUCAGUUUUCUCUUCAGCAUAUAAAAGACAUGCUCAAUUGGGUUCGGAUUGGGUGAUUGACUUGGCCACUCAAGAAUUGACCAUUGUUUAGCUUUGAAAAAUUCCUUUGUUGCUUUAGCAGUAUGUUUGGGAUCAUUGUCUUGCUGGAAAAUGAACUGCCGGACAAUGAAUUUUGAGGCAUUUGUUUGAACUUGAGCGGAUAGGAUGUGUCUAUACACUUCAGAAUUCAUUAUGCUACUACCAUCUGCAGUUGUAUCAUCAAUGAAGAUAUGCGAGCUAUUAUCUUCAGCAGCCAUACAUGCCCAGGCUGUAACACCCCACCACCGUGUUUUACAGAUGAGGUGGUAUGCUUUGGAUCUUGGGCACUUCCUUCUCUCCUUCAUACUUUGUUCUUGCCAUCACUCUGAUAUAAGUUAAUCUUUGUCUCAUCUGUCCACAAGACCUUUUUCCAGAACUGUGGUUGCUCUUUUAAGUACUUCUUGGCAAACUAACCUGGCCAUCCUAUUUUUGCAGCUAACCAGUGGUUUGCAUCUUGCAGUGUAGCCUGUGUAUUUCUGUAUAUUGUCUUCUGCACAGUGGACAUUGACAAAUCCACACCUGACUCCUGAAGAGUGUUUCUGAACUGCCAUACAGGUGUUUGGGGAUUUUUCUUUAUAAAAGAGAGAAUUCUUCAGUCGUCAGCUGUGGACUUCUUCCUUGGCCUGCCAGUCCCUUUGCGAUUAGUAAGCUCACCUCCAAACAGUUGAUGUUGGUAAGCCUAAGGUUUGGCUGAUGUUUCUAACAGUUUUAUUCUUGUUUCUCAGUCUCAUAAUUUCUUCUUUGAAUUUGGCACAACUUUGAUCCUCGUGUUGAUAAACUACAAUGAAAGUUUCCAAAGGUGAUGGAAAGACUGGAGGAAAGACUAGGUGCUGGCAGUUCUCUUAUAUCAGUAUUAAGGAGGCAUUUAAACACACCUGAGCAAUUAUGAACAACCGUGAAGCCAUGUGUCCCAAACGUUGUGGUGCUCUGAAAUGGGGGAGGGGGGGGGGGGGACUAUGUAUAAACACAGCUGUAAUUUCUACAUGGUGAAACCAAAUUGUAUAAAAAAUACUCUUUAAUAAAAUCUUACAAAGUGCACUUUAACCACAUGUGAUUUUUUUUUUUUCUAUUACAAAUCUCAAAUUGUGGAGUACAGAGGCAAAUAAGUCUGAAGAAGGGAUUUGGCCCGAAACGUUGCCUAUUUCCUUCGCUCCAUAGAUGCUGCCACACCCGCUGAGUUUCUCCAGCACUUUUGUCUACCUUGAAAUAAAUAAAUGAUGGGUCUUUGUCCCAAACAUUGUGGAGGACACUGUCAGUUGGAGAUUCUUGCUUGUAUUGUCAUUGCAUCUCUAACCUGCUUGUAGUAAAGAGUCAUCACUUUUGCAAAGGAAUUUCAGUGUGCUGUCUCAAGAAGUAAAUAUUGGAUAUUACAAUGUUGUAAUGAUCAAUCAGCCAGUUGUUAAUCUUCAGAACAUUUUUGUUAAAUUAACUUUAUUUCCUUUGUUUAAACAUCAAAUUAAAAUAAAUUACAAAUCGGCAAGGAAAUUGGUGGGAAAUAUCAGGAGACAGGCAGGAUAUUUUUUUCAUCAAAUUGUAUAUUAUUUGAUAUUGAUUUAGCAAGGACCGCCUAAUUUUGCAAAACCCCAGUUAGGAGAACUGUAUUUUUUGCAUCCUUUGUUCUUGUGCAGCACAACCUUUAUUAUAUGUAAGCUGAUGUACGAGUUUCUGCAAGUCCUCUCAGAGAGCUGGCUUUCUCUUGUAGUGUAUUGUGAGGUGGUUCCAUCCAAAUAGCACAGCCAGCAUGCACAGUAAUUCAAACACAUGAAAUACUUUUUCGGCAUGUUAGACAAUGCAACUUCACACAAAACAGCCUUUGCACUAAAUGCUGCUCUCACUGUGUAGAACUAUGGUCAGGUACAGUAGACAGGAGUUUAUAAAGAUUUUAUCAAUGGUGGUUUAGUUCUGUAGUUAAAAAAGUGCAACAGUGCAGUAAAUCGUACAAUAUAUGUCUUAACUUGAAUUCAGCUGCUUGUUUUAAACUCGUAUAAAAGUUUGUGUAUGUCAACAUUUAAUGAAAAGGUACAAGGCCACAGCACUGUAAACAUUGUACCCACAUAAACUCUUAUUUUUAAAACGGA